AUGAGUGCGACACCACGACCAAAGCGUAAGGCUCCGAAAGCUGAUUCAGGAAUCAAUGGACUCAUUACAGCAUGUAACAAGAGUAACCGCUUCAAACUCUUAGAGGAUGCUACCGUUUCCCCAGGAGACCUAGACAACCCUAUCCAUUCUGUGUUUUCCAAGUUGGACAGUGUAGAGCCGAUGAAGCAGAUGCUACAGCUGGCGUCGCAUUUUCUUACCCACGAUACACUUUUAUCCUUCUUCAUACCCUUAUUGUACGGCCGCGAACUUAAAGGCGUCAUCAAUGGCGCAUAUAAAUCUUAUCUUUCCAACCCUCUAGCCAGUGCGUCCGGAGAAAAGUAUCGACUAUAUCUAGCCGGUGUGCGCGAUGCGUUGGAAUGUCUCAGUCACAGUGUUUCAUUUCAUUUUGUGUCACCUGUAAAGCGAGUGUAUGCGCGCACUCUAAGAGAAGAUGAACCAUUAGCUCACAGCACAGAAUGUUAUUCCCUGUUCCAGCGAAAGUAUUCUUGCAAGAUUGAGUUGGCGGAAUACUUCAAAAGCUAUUAUACCAGCGGGGAGUAUGCCGCAGCGUCUCUAUGUGCGCAAUUUCGUCACGACUUCCUUUUUGCCACUACGAUUGUACAUGAGAUAGUCCAUGCAAUCGGUGUGCUGCGGCGAGGCAACCUUGACGAACCAUAUAUCCGAGCUGAUUGCCCAGAUACCGAGUGGGGGUAUGGCUGGGAGCAUUUCAUGUUUGGUUGCGUAAUCAAUCCACAAGAUAGAUCUAAGCCUGGAACAUUUCUACUGAUGCGCAAAAUAUGGGCAGAUCCAAAAACAGCGGAAGAGGCAGGGGGCAAAGAGUACUCUGAUGUUUCGAUGUCUUACAUUGCGCAGUGGUUUCGCAAAGACACAUGGGACAUAGUUCGCAAGCAAGGGCCAGCUGCGAUUGCUGCUCCUAUUACCCAUUUUAAGAUUCAGUCUUCGAACAAGCUUGGUGCUUGGGUGGUUAAGAGCGAUUGCCUAGAGAUCAUAGAUGAUUUGAUUGAACUACAUGAACAAUGGGGAAGACGUGACAUAAAGCCCAGCCCUGUAUCAGGCUCUCCGACAACAAGCAAUGGCCGUGUGCGAUGCACAAAGAUUCUAUGGCAGUCCAUGACUUCUGAGCAGCUCCAGAAACACAAUGUACCUAUACCGGUUCGUGUACCGCAAAACACACGAAGUCUUCUGCCGUGCUUGCAAGAUGACCCGAAGAGCCAAAUUAGAAAGUGUGAACAUACGCACACAGCGCUUCCAUUCAACAAAGAAGUCACUGAACUCUACAACACCCUUAAUCCCUAUUGUCGUUCCACUCGGAAGCGGCACGCAGGUCCGGGGGAAGAACGUAGCAAAGCUAAAAAGGUUAGACAGCUGGAACCGGAAGUUAAUUCAAAUUGA
Messenger RNA from Bipolaris oryzae ATCC 44560, 1413 nucleotides. RefSeq lists its product as uncharacterized. NCBI's taxonomy places the organism in Eukaryota, Fungi, Ascomycota, Dothideomycetes, Pleosporales, Pleosporaceae. The transcript has a single exon. Bases 1 to 1413 code for a protein of 470 amino acids. The record is from RefSeq and is a predicted model, not a curated record.